Molecule: messenger RNA, 326 nt
Organism: Fukomys damarensis (Damara mole-rat)
Lineage: Eukaryota; Metazoa; Chordata; Mammalia; Rodentia; Bathyergidae
Gene: Scgb1c1
Product: secretoglobin family 1C member 1
Exons: 3
Coding region: 9-293 (94 amino acids)
Source: RefSeq, a predicted model, not a curated record
CUGCCAUCAUGAAGGGGAGCAGCGCCCUCCUGCUAGUGGCCCUCAGUGUUCUCUGUGUCCGUGGGCUGGCCACAGAGGACAACAGUGAAUUCUUCAUGGAGUUCCUGCAAACACUGCUUGUUGGAAGCCCAGAGGAGCUCUACGAGGGGCCGCUGAGCAAGUACAAUGUCAACCAGGGUGCCAAGGAGGCACUGACAGAGCUCAAGUCCUGCAUUGAUGGUCUGCAGCCCAUGCACAAGGCGGAUCUGGUCGAGUUGCUGGAACAAGUGCUGGGCAAUGAAGACGAUGCCUGAGUGGACAUCCGAUAUGGACCCCAACAGCACAGG